AUGGGUGUGUGCAAGCAGCUCAACUAUCAUGGAUGUAUUUUUCAAGGCUACCGGGGAAUAUCCAAGGAAAAGAGCAGCAGUGGUCUAAGGAUUUUCAGGCGAUGCUGGUUGGUUUUCAAGAAAGCGUCUAGCAAAGGACCCAGAAGGUUAGAAAAAUUUCCAGAUGAAAAAGCGGCUUAUUUUCGAAACUUUCACAAGGUAACCGAGCUUCACAACAUCAAAAAUAUAACGAGACUGCCUCGAGAAACGAAGAAGCACGCCGUGGCAAUUAUCUUCCAUGAUGAAACGUCGAAGACAUUUGCCUGCGAGUCAGAGCUGGAGGCGGAGGAGUGGUGCAAGCACCUGUGCAUGGAGUGUCUGGGCACGCGGCUCAACGACAUCAGCCUGGGGGAGCCCGACCUGCUGGCAGCCGGAGUGCAGCGGGAGCAGAACGAACGAUUCAAUGUGUAUCUUAUGCCUACGCCGAAUCUGGAUAUUUAUGGUGAAUGCACAAUGCAGAUCACUCAUGAGAAUAUCUAUCUCUGGGAUAUCCACAACGCCAAGGUCAAACUGGUGAUGUGGCCUCUCAGCUCCCUGAGGAGAUACGGUCGGGAUUCCACGUGGUUCACCUUCGAGUCGGGCAGAAUGUGUGACACAGGAGAAGGACUAUUCACUUUUCAAACAAGGGAAGGAGAAAUGAUCUAUCAGAAGGUGCAUUCUGCGACACUGGCCAUAGCUGAGCAACAUGAGAGAUUAAUGCUAGAGAUGGAGCAGAAAGCCCGGCUGCAGACAAGCUUGACUGAACCAAUGACUUUAUCCAAAUCCAUCUCUCUUCCUCGUAGUGCGUACUGGCACCACAUCACACGUCAGAACAGUGUUGGAGAAAUCUACAGUUUGCAAGGUCAUGGGUUCGGUCCAUCCAAGAUGUCUCGUGCACAGACAUUUCCCAGCUAUGCCCCGGAACAGAGUGAAAAUGCCCAGCCCCCAUUGUCAAGGUCCAGCAGCUACGGGUUCAGCUACAGCUCCAGCCUCAUUCAAUGACACACAGGGGCCACUGCUGACCAGAGAGACAGUCUGUCCUGGACCUGCCUGCAGGGUCACCACACCCUCCGCCCCCCAGAAGACCAACUGCAGAACACAUUGACGUGGGUCAGGUCUAGCCUCGAUCCCAAUGGAAGGUUAAAAAUUGGAGUUCUGCUUCCUUGCUUCAGUGGCUAAGUCCUUUAUUUAUUGAAUUUCUAUGGGGGAAAUCUAUGUUUUACAAAAGUAGAAUCCAAGUCGUACGCACAGUCAUUUAAAUACACUAAAUUCAUAGGGUCUGACAGGAGCAGCAACCUUGGCCCUGGGGGAGAUGCCCGCACUGGCAGGGACUGCAGGCGUUUACGCCCACCCCUGGCCGCACAUCUAGGAGCAGGGUCUGUCCUGAGACAAAGCUCACCCACCACUAGUUCUGCGGCUUUUUUCGGUUUUGACAGAGACAAAUCUAGUCAACUCUACAAAUCGUAUUUUAACUCUUCAUAUAAAUAAGCCCAGUGACAAUGAUAAGGGAACCUGAAAUUAGAACACUCCAUGAAGCAGGACCGCAUCGCUCUACUGUGUGUGUGUACGCGUGUGUGUAUGUGUGUGUGUAUGUGUGAGAGUGUGUGGAGACAAAUGUAGACGUGGAUAUAUUGCUCUAUCCAUCUCUGUAUAACAAGCCUACAUCAGCGUGCUAACGGUGGCAGGAGGUGCUUGCCCAGCUGUUGAGGGCUGCAUCUGUGGCAUUGAAAUCAUGGCUGUGUGGUUGAAUAGCCCUUCGUAAAGUCGUGCUGCUUUCUUCUUUUUUUUAAAAAAAAAAAAAAAGGUUUCUUACUAGUGAACGUAUUUCUGUUGUCUGGUUUGCUCCUGUGACAAGAGUUAAGUGGAUACGUUAGAAGGAGAGAAUGUUCUGGAGACACAAAAGGCAGCCUGGGCGUCUCACACACACACACACACGCACGCACACGCACGCACGCACCUGUCUGGUUUGUGCUCCCUUGUCCUUGACUCUGUCUCUCCUUGCCACCCACCCGAGCUGCGUGAGGCAGAUCUGUGUGACCGUCGAUCACCUUCCACAGACUUCCAGAAAACCUCACUCGUUUUUGCCAUCAGGCUUAGAACAGACGCAGGAAAAUCAAUAGGAAGUCUGAGAAUUUUCCAGAGCCCUUUCCCCAGAGCCAUCAGAGGCUUAGAAUACCCUGGAGAGCCAGGACCUGGUAGCAUUGAGAUUUUUUUUCCUUGUAUUGGACUUGUUUUGUCUGAAAUUAUAUAAGAAAAGGGAUCACAUGUAAAAUUUUCAGCCCUGACACAAAUGACAACUUUGCAAGGUUCAAGAGGAAGGAGCAACUUCCAUGUGAACAGAGAAACUCAUGCUGGCCUUUAGUUUAGGCAGUAAAAGAGAAAUAAAAAUAAAAAUUCUUCUGUGUGGAUCCUCUGCUACCAUGUGUCCUAUGAUUAUCUUACAUCGACUCUGGGGUGAGUUCAAAGACCAGGCAGAACUGGGCAGGCGCGAUGACAAGUUGACCCUAUUUGUUCAAACAGCAGUGUGAUUUUCACUAGCACGGUGAGUCUCCUGAAAGGGUCUCUUUUUUCACUGAUCCCUGAUCACAUUUUUCCUCCCCUUUGCAAUUCAUGUCAGUAAAUUCCUACUGCAGAAAAAUGGCCCUGUCUUUGUCCUGACCAAUCGGCCCCCAUGGCAGCCAAGAGAACUCUCCAGAUCACUCACAUAGGCAUGAAAACCCUGUCAAGACACUCAUCCUAAGCGUUAAUGUGGCUGUGACAAAUAAUUAUCCUCCACCUUUGGGAAUUGAGAGAGAGAGAGAGAGAGAGAGAGAGAAUGAGCCCAACUCUCUCUGCACUGUGAAUUCUGCGGACGCAGCAGAAAGCAGAUGAUGUCCACUUCCGAGGACACAGCCCUUCCUUCCCGGAGCCCAGCUUUCAGGGUUAAGACCUCUGAUGCUCCUUUACCUAAAGGUCACAUUUGCUUUAGGAGUACCAUGAGUCAAGUGCUC
Molecule: messenger RNA, 3008 nt
Organism: Dipodomys ordii (Ord's kangaroo rat)
Lineage: Eukaryota; Metazoa; Chordata; Mammalia; Rodentia; Heteromyidae
Gene: Dok6
Product: docking protein 6
Exons: 8
Coding region: 1-1020 (339 amino acids)
Biological process (GO): positive regulation of MAPK cascade; cell surface receptor protein tyrosine kinase signaling pathway
Cellular component (GO): cytoplasm
Source: RefSeq, a predicted model, not a curated record